ACUCUCUAAUACUCUUUCUGUCACACACACAUUCUCUCUCACACGCACACAUUCUGUUCCACGUACCCUGUGUCGCACACACGCUCAGAUACACGCUCUUUCAUACACACACUCUCAUACUCACACUCUCUCUCUCUCACACACACACACACUGGUAUUGUUAAUCCAACGUGGGAAAUCUUUUGGAACAGGACCUUUGUAUUGCGAAAUGCCGUAUAAAGGGGGACGCGGUUUCAAUCGACUGAUAUUCGGGCAGCGAGUGAAAGUAACGCCAGGCUGUCUCGUUUUACAUCGGAAUUCAGAACAAACCUUAGAGGCCGACGCUGUCAGAAAAAAUCUCUAAGCACCAAUGUCACAGGUUGGAGGAAGCGAUAAUGUAGAUUUACAAAAUCAAACAAAAAAAUCUGAUCAAAAAGCACAGAGAAAUAUAAGGAGAAAUAACACCUGUGGAAAAUGGGAUCGCAGGUUACAAACGCUGAUGUGCAACCGACAACUGAGGGUUUCUACUUCAACGCUACUCAGAGUGCAACCAAUAGCAUCAACAUCACCUCCUCCUCUUCUAAUGACGGUUUAAGCCCAGAUUUGAAGAUCGUGGUCAGUCUCGUCAUGUCCCUUAUCGUUGUGGCCAUUGUCUUCGGUAACGUGCUGGUCAUCGUGGCGAUCGCCCGCUUCCAGCGGCUGCAGACAGUCACCAACUACUUCAUCACCUCUCUGGCCUGCGCCGACUUGGUGAUGGGGCUGAUCGUGGUGCCCUUCGGGGCGGUGCGGAUCGUCACGGACGAAUGGCAUUUCCACAACUUCUGGUGUGACUUCUGGACGUCGCUGGACGUGUUGUGUGUGACCGCCAGCAUCGAGACCCUCUGUGUGAUCGCUCUGGAUCGCUAUCUCGCCAUCACCUCUCCCUUCCGCUACCAGAGCCUGUUGACCAAGUGCAAGGCCAGGCUGGUUGUGUUGUUGGUGUGGAUGGUGGCGGGGCUGACCUCCUUCUUGCCCAUCUACAUGCGCUGGUGGCGCCUGAGCGAUACAGAGUCGCUGCGAUGUUACGCCGACCCCAAGUGUUGCGAGUUCCUCACCAACCGCGAGUUCGCCAUCGCUUCGUCCAUCGUCUCCUUCUACCUGCCGUUAGUGGUCAUGGUCUUCGUGUACGGGAGAGUCUUCCAGGAGGCUCGGCAACAGCUGAAGAAGAUCAGCCGGUGUGAGGGGAGGUUUCACGGGCCAGCGGGAGACCAAGGCUCGGCGCCUCUCGCCAACUCCAAUGGCAAAGGAGGCGCUGUCAAACAGGCGCCAAAGAGGACUUCCCGCUUCUUGAACCUGAAGGAGCACAAAGCCCUCAAGACGUUGGGGAUUAUCAUGGGCACCUUCACCCUCUGUUGGCUGCCUUUCUUCAUCGUUAAUGUGGUAAAUGUCAUCUCCCAGGACAGCGUGUCCAAACCCGUCUUCGUGUUUCUCAACUGGGUGGGUUACUCCAACUCGGCUUUCAAUCCGCUUAUCUACUGUCGCAGCUCGGAUUUCAGACGGGCUUUUCAGUCUCUGCUGUGGGGUUGUCGGGAUUCACACGGAGCCGCCGCCUGUGCUUCCCACCCCGCUCCAGGCGGCCCCGCGGGCGGCCUCCCCAGCGACUGCACCGGCGGACAGGCGGACGAGCGCUCAUCACAACACAACGGCUGUGCUCUGCUCGGCGGCUCAGUCACACACAGCCCCGGAGACAGCCCCGAGCACAAUGCGAACCACCGGCGGCUCCUCGAUUCUGUUAUUUAAUAUUAAAAGCAAAAGAGAGAAACAAACAGAAGAAAAGGAGAGAGCAAAUGGAUAAAGAGAGAGAGAGAGAAUGCAAACUGAUAAAGGGAAAGAGAGAGACCACUUGUGAACUUUGCCCAAGUUUCUUCUCGCCAUCUCUCUCUCUUUGAAGAAGAGAAACCGAAGGAAAGGAAACGGAUAAAAGCAGAGACGGAAGGAAUGCAAACUGAUAAAUGGAAGGAGGGGAGAAACGACUUGCAAACUUUGCCAACUUCCGUCUUUCUCUCUGUGCGUCCACAGUACUUGUCAUUUGCAUCCACCUACCUCAUUGUUUUAGUCAAACCACAUUGUGACACACGCGAUAUUGUAUAAUAUGAACAGAUCAUUUUUUAAACAUAAUUUUUUUUAAUAGUCAACUUGUUCAUGUUUACAGGCAGCAUUGUCUACACCUCCUACAAAGUCCAUGCCCAUUUUAUUCGAUAACGUUUGCACUCUGCUUUCCUUUAUAAUUAAUGCAAAUUGGGUUUUGUUUUCAUUUUUUUUAAAAGCGUUAACGUAAGCAAUAGUUUGUCAAAAGUUGGAGUUGAGGCAAACCCCUCAAAAAAAAUGUUGAUCGGUAAAGUGCAAUACAUUGUUUAUGGGAGUUGCAAUGUGUCCUGCGAGUGAGUCAUAGCUUAAAAUAGGGGCAGUCACCGCAGUAACAGUCAGGAAGAGAGGUGGGUUAUAGUAGAAAUAUAUUGCAGGUGGAAAUGAAUGGUUGAUGAUCAGUAGAGUUUGAGAGAAAGAAAAGCAGUGAGAAAGUGUUCAUGUUGUGUGCAUGUAUGUGUUGUGUGAGUGAGAAUGAUACCUUUAUCUCCCAGUUAAGGGGCAAUUGAAUGAACCUGUUAAACCACAAAUAGAUUAUUCCCACUUGUAACAGUUGCUUAAGCUUCAAGCACACAACAAAGUUUGUGGGGAGGUGUGGUUUUAUAGGGAGACCCUUUUUUAACUUUUUUUUCCUUUUACGAGAUCCUCACAGAGAAAAUCGUGUAUGCGUCGCUAAUUGUCCAAACGCGCUUAACCCGUGCCAGUCUGUGUGUUUAUGUAGGCGCUGGUGCUCUGUGUAACCUCUGAACUCAGAAGUUAUCUAUUGCAGUAUUGCACAACACGACCCUUUGUCAAAUCUCCCUUAAAAAAAGUUUAUUAAAAUUAAAUGAAGAUAAGGACAACAUUUUAAUCUGCAACUAAACUGAAUCCUGUAGCGUUCUGGUGAGUCCUCCAGAGCCUGGUUUUAAACUGUCUAAAAUGUCAACAUCCUAUGAGUUGAAAGCAGACACAUCAGCUGUUUGUUUCACGAAGUGAUGGUUGUUAACUUACAUCAGUGUUCGUCAAACACAGUUCUGUUGACUCAUGUUCUUUGCCACAUUGUUGCUUUUUUUGUCUGUUUAUUGGAAUUGUCUCACCACACUGGAGAGUAGAUAUUUGUGUGUUUUUUUUUAAUGUGCAAUAUCAAUGGUUAUUUCAGUGCCGAAUAGGCCUGGGCAGUUCAUGUUUACUUGAUGUCUUGAUAUAUAUUUUUCGGACGAGGUUGAUACCAAGACACAAAGCUAAAUUUAGCUUUUCAGAUGAGUCCAAGAAACAAGUGAAUCUUUUUUUGUUUUGGAUAUUUAUUUCGGUUUAAGUGUUGGUUAUUAUUCGUGUACGAAUAAAAUUACUUCUAUAUUUAAAA
Molecule: messenger RNA, 3445 nt
Organism: Callorhinchus milii (elephant shark)
Lineage: Eukaryota; Metazoa; Chordata; Chondrichthyes; Chimaeriformes; Callorhinchidae
Product: beta-2 adrenergic receptor
Exons: 3
Coding region: 454-1758 (434 amino acids)
Biological process (GO): norepinephrine-epinephrine-mediated vasodilation involved in regulation of systemic arterial blood pressure; adenylate cyclase-activating adrenergic receptor signaling pathway; negative regulation of smooth muscle contraction
Cellular component (GO): membrane
Molecular function (GO): norepinephrine binding; beta2-adrenergic receptor activity
Source: RefSeq, a predicted model, not a curated record